Lactuca sativa (garden lettuce) is the source of this 2110-nucleotide messenger RNA. RefSeq lists its product as uncharacterized. NCBI's taxonomy places the organism in Eukaryota, Viridiplantae, Streptophyta, Magnoliopsida, Asterales, Asteraceae. The record is from RefSeq and is a predicted model, not a curated record.
UAGGUAUCCCGGUUUUUUCUUUAUUUUUUUUUUUUAAAAAAUUAUGUGGAAAAUACGUGGCUCACCCCUGUCUCAAUUAAACACCCUCACCCUCAAUUAAACACUCUCAAAGCUCAAUUAAACACCCUCAUACCAAGAUCGUUGUGUAGGGUUUUCUCAGUCGAAGGUUUCUUUGAGAUCGAUCAUGGCUGGUCCGUCUAAUACAAAAGGAUCAACUUACAUUCAAGUAGAUGUUCAUUACGAUGGAAUGUUUUCCCCCAUUCCUCAUCUUAUAUACUACUUGAAUCAAAAAACAUCAAUUACAGAUGUCGAUUUUGGUGGAUUAAAUUUCAAGGAGUUCAUUUAUGUUCUUGAGGAUGUCACAAAGGGGAAGUGUCCUGUUGUCUACUACUGUCUUGGGCAUAAGUCAAUGCGUGAUGGGUUGACACCACUGAAAAAUGAUGAUGACUACAGGAGGUUUCUUGAUGCUGCACAUGGUAACGAAGGAAAGAUUAAUGUAUAUAUUGAUCACUACAACGAUUCGGUGCUUGACUGGAUAGAGGAAGAAAAGGAAGAAAAAGGUGUUGAUAGUGAAAGCUCUGAUGAAGAUAAAGACUCGGUCAUGUCUGAUGCUCUAUCUGUUGAUCAUGAACCCGAUGAAGAGGUAACACCAUUGACUAAAUCCGAUGAUCCCCUUCUUAACUAUAUUAGUGUUGUCCCUAGAGAUGAUUUUGUUGAUGAGGAUGAUGAUUCAGAUAAUGGAACCAAAGAAGCCCCGAUUUAUCCUUUUCAUGACACAACUCAGAAAUGGGAUACAAUGCAACCCAUCCUUGGUAUGAGGUUUUGUAACCCUCAAGAACUUAAACAGCUUGUCUCAAACUAUGCAGUAGCAAACGGUUAUAACCUUUGGUAUGAAAAAAUUGAUAAAACUAGGUUGCUAGUCAGGUGUUGUAAAACUAGUGAAGGAAAGGCAGCAUGUCCUUUUAGACUAUGGGCUACUUGGAUGAGCAAUGAAAAGUCAUUCCAAAUUAAGUCCUUAAUUAAUGAGCAUAACUGUGCUAGAACCUUCAAGUUUGGGUCAGUUGUUACUUACUCAUGGAUAGGGAAACAUUUUGUUAAUGAUAUUUUAGAAAAUCCCAAAAUGAGUUGCAGGGAAAUGAGGGAUAAAGUUGGGGAAAAUUUCAAUGUGAAGGUUAGUCUUGGACAAUGCAGGAAUGCAAAGAAGUUUGCACUUAAUGAGAUCGAAGGCAGUUUGAACACACAUUAUGAAAAAUUAUGGAGUUAUGGAGCUGAGAUAUUAAGAGCUAAUCCAGGGUCAACAGUGAAAAUUGGGACGGAUACAAUGCCUGAUUCCACAAUUUAUUUUUCUAGGAUGUAUGUUUGUAUCAAAGGUGUAAAGGAUGGUUGGAUUGAAGGAUGCAGGAGAGUUAUAGGUGUAGAUGGUUGCUUUUUAAAAGGUAUUUGCAGAGGUGAGCUUCUUUCAGCUGUAGGUAGAGACGCUAACAACCAUAUUUACCCCAUUGCUUGGGCAGUAGUUGCAGUUGAGAACAAAGAAACUUGGAAGUGGUUUCUAAACUUACUACUUAAGGACAUUAACAUGGGAAAUGGGGCAGGAUUAACCUUACUUUCUGACCAACACAAGGGUCUUAUUGAGGCUGUUAAAGAAAGAGUACCAGAUGCUGAGCAUAGGCAAUGUGCUAGGCACGUGUAUGCUAAUUUCAAGAAAAAAUUUAAGGGUGCUGCAUAUAGGAAGCUUUUUUGGAGGGCUGCAAAGGCCACAACUAUGCAAAGGUUUGAAGGUAUAAUGAAAGAGAUUAGGGUGAUUGAUGUACAAGCAUAUGAUCACUUGAUGGAAAGAGAUCCAAAAUCCUGGUCUAGGGCUUUUUUUGUAUUGGACAGGUCUUGUGAUGCCAUUGAGAAUGGUAUUUGUGAAUCUUUUAAUGCUGCAAUUGUGCAUGCUAGGAAAAAGCCGAUUAUAGCAAUGUUAGAGGAAAUUAGGAGGUUUGUGAUGGAUAGGAUGUAUUGUAAAAGAUUGAAGGGGCAGAAAUGGAAUCUAGCCAUAUGUCCAUCUAUUAGAAAGAAAAUAGUGGACAAGAGAAAACAUCUAAGGUAUAUAUACUUUAUUUUAUAG